This is a messenger RNA of Cynara cardunculus var. scolymus (artichoke), 1593 nucleotides long. Its product is annotated as pentatricopeptide repeat-containing protein At2g15690, mitochondrial-like. The record is from RefSeq and is a predicted model, not a curated record. NCBI's taxonomy places the organism in Eukaryota, Viridiplantae, Streptophyta, Magnoliopsida, Asterales, Asteraceae. Gene Ontology annotation, molecular function: zinc ion binding; RNA binding; protein binding. The transcript has a single exon. Gene Ontology annotation, biological process: RNA modification. The coding region runs from base 20 to 1366 and encodes 448 amino acids.
UCGAGGUUCUCCCAUAUCCAUGGCGUCAUCUCUCUCUUCUCUCCAAUUCAAAUUCCGCAUACCAAAACAACCCAAAUCCAAACCCAAAUUCCCAUUCAACUUUUCAAAUCCUACUCUCUGCACCGCAUCGCCAAAUGACUCCACCACACGCACCACCACCAAUCGCCGCCGUAACCCGUCAACAAUCCGACCAACUCUUCGCAGACAGAACAACUUAAACCAAAAACUCACCACCCCAUCUCCACCAGAUGCCGAUUUAAUGAGUUUAUGCAAAAACGGUUUGAUCAAAGAAACGAUAGAGUUGAUGUCUCAAGGCGUCCCAGCAGAAUACGACGUUUUCGAGGUCGUUUUAGAUUUGUGCGACGAUCUUGAAUUGGGGAAGAAAGUUCAACAGCUUCUUAUUCGAUCUCCUUUCUAUGGUGAUGUGAAAUUAAACUCUAAAUUGGUGGGUUUGUACGUAAAAUGCAGCAGUAUGAGAGAUGCACGCAGGGUGUUCGACAGAAUGCGUGAACGAAAAAACUUAACAUUAUGGCAUUUGAUGAUCAAUGGAUAUGUAGACAACAAAGAACCCAAUGCAGGUUUGUUGUUAUAUGAUCAAAUGAAAGAUUUGGGAUUGACUCCAAAUGAGGAAACUUUUAGUUUAGUUUUAUUGGCUUGUGUCGGUAUUGAUUCGGUUCAUGAAUGUUUACUACACUUUAAAACAAUGAAGGAUAAGUAUAAUGUAGUUCCAAAGAUUGAACAUUAUUUGCGGGUUAUCGAUGUUUUGGGGAAUGCAGGUCAUCUAAAUGAAGCUAUGGAGCUUAUAGAAAACAUGCCUUUUGAACCUACAGUUGAAAUCUGGGAAUCAUUGAUGAAUUUUGCUCGAAUCCAUGGAGAUAUUGAGCUUGAAGACCAUGUUCAAGAAAUCUUGGCAUCGUUUCAACCAUCGAUGGUGCUAGUCGAUAAGCUUCCUUUAGGAAGGAAGCAAUAUGCAAGUAAUAUGCUUGAAGGAAAGAAUAAGACCGAUGAAUACAGAAACCCAGAUCCGUAUAAGGAAGACACGUAUAAGAACGUAAACGGUUUAAAUGGUCAAAUGAGAGAUGCAGGGUAUGUGCCAGAUACCCGGUAUGUGCUUCAUGACAUUGAUCAAGAAGCCAAAGAGCAGGCUUUGAUGUAUCAUAGCGAGCGUUUAGCGAUUGCAUACGGUUUAAUCAGUACUCCAGCAAGAACAACUCUUAGGAUCAUCAAGAACCUCAGGAUAUGUGGCGAUUGCCAUAAUGCUAUCAAGAUUAUGUCCAAGAUUGUCGGGAGAGAACUAAUCGUAAGAGACAACAAGCGAUUCCAUCAUUUUAAAGACGGUAAAUGCUCGUGUGGAGAUUACUGGUAACCUUUUUCGACUAAUAAUUGAUAGGAGAUCAACUUCUGCAGAUGUUCAGUGUAUAUUAUAUGCUUGUUAUAUGAUCUAUAAAACAGUUUCUAAUGAAUAUAACAGAGAGUGAUUCUCACUUUCUUUGGAUCAAAAAUGCAUGUUACAGAUCUUAUUUUUAUGUACACUGUUUGGAUCUCGAUAUGUAACAUAUGCCCUGCAUUAUUCUCAAUCUAAGCAAUUAUUGC